Molecule: messenger RNA, 1392 nt
Organism: Trichoderma harzianum CBS 226.95
Lineage: Eukaryota; Fungi; Ascomycota; Sordariomycetes; Hypocreales; Hypocreaceae
Exons: 2
Coding region: 1-1392 (463 amino acids)
Source: RefSeq, a predicted model, not a curated record
AUGCCGUCCGGUGGAGUGGUGGGACUUUCCACUAUAUCCGAUUCCGUCUCGCCUCUGGCCGUGUGCCAGCGACUUUUGCCUACAUCGUUUCCCGCUCGCUGCUUUUGGUGGUCUACUAACGUCUUAGGUCCAAGCCGUGAUCACAUACCGCAAGGCAUAGACGAGGCUCAGGCCAAUCGUGAUAAGGAUCCCGAUGGCGUCGAGAAUAGAGAGGAUGACGUGACUUUGCCAGACUCCAGCGACUGCGAUACAGAGACCAUCGAGCCCAACAUCUCUUAUCAGAAUAAUGCUGUUACGUGGAAGGAUGAUACCAACCAAACUCAGCAUGCUGAUGGCAUCCAUCUCGAUAUCUACCUCGACACUUUGACCAACACGUCUCUUUUCAAGCUCUAUUGCAACAUUCACCACAAAGGCAGUAAAGCCAAAGGCCAGAAACACACCAUCUUUUUGUUCAUACAUCCCGAAUCAGUGCGAGCUAUUACGUUGGAUAGUGGGAGAUCCGCAGGGCCGAGCUCCUCCAAAGCCAGUCGCCAGACUUUGUUCUUUUCCAUCACACAACAACCAUCUCUCAUUAUUCCCAAAGGCUAUGUUCUAGAGUCGAAGCAGAGAAGCAAAGGUCUACUGAACGCAGUGCUCUCCUUGGCCAACGUGACUGAAUUCACCGUCCAUCUCAACAGUUCCAACAUAACCAUACCCAAACAGGCGCGGCUGGAGUUGGUCACCCGAUUCUUCUCACCAAGUUCCGCUUAUAACCGGCCUUUGACGAACAAAAGAUGUUCCAAUCUAGAGUCAUUGUAUGGCGGCAGAGGAGGCGAAGUUGCUAAUCUAAGCAGGCAUGUGGGAAAGGCACCUAUGCAGGCUGAUCUUCCCCCAUCCUACGACGAACCACAAAGUGGAAAAGUUUCUAAUAAACGCCGACGUAUUGAUUCUGAUGUUACGAACGACAAAUCUCCUGCAAUUCAUGAUGAUCUGUUUAAAUCCAUCCGCAGCCAUCUCGAUGGUAUAGAGAGUCGCAUUUGCACUCAUAUCGAGGGCAUGGAGGGUCGAAUUAACAAUCGCCUCGACAGUAUCGAGGAUCGUUUGAAGCAACUCGAAGACAAGGUCUCGGAUGCAUUAGACGUUGAUCGUGAUCAAUACAUUCUAGAGGAAAUUGGUGAACAACUGGAUGAUUGCAUAACAGGUGUAAAAAUUGAAUCCGAGGAGCUGUUCAAAGCCAUUGAUGACCGAGCAGACAUGACAAUAGAGCGAUUAGAACAAGAGGUGAACGAGAGAAUCGAUCAGCUGGGAGAAGAGGUCAAGGACAGCACAGCGGAACUCGUAGAGGAAAGUCUGAAGAAGAAGCUUGUCAAUGCGAGUUUACGAAUUGAUGGUAGCGUGUUUCUAGACUUAUAG